CAGCCCUGCAGUACCACAUGAAUGAGAGAGAGAGCAUAUAUGCUUACAGGUGAUGACAAAUUUUAAUGUAAAAGUUUUGAUAACAUAAAAACAUUAAUUUCCUACUUGAAUUAUUCUGACUAUAUUCAACUCAGUCACUCUGCUAAGAUAUGGUGUAAAUAAAGUUCUUUAUGUUUGAACAGUAGAUUUGAUUUGGGAGCCUAACAGAAUGGCAAAUCAAAUCAUGUUGUUUCUGCUGCUUUGGGGGAUGAUAAGUGUGGUGACUCCUCAGGUUGUGAGACCACUCUACCCAGUAUCUGGAACCACAAACCCUCCAUCAGAUGAUGGAAGUUCUCCACGGAUUACCCUGCUGCGGCCUUUUGUCUAUUUUGGACAGACAUAUAAUUACAUUUAUGUUAACCAGAAUGGACACUUGACUUUUAAUGCUGCAUGGAAUAGUUACACACCUCAGAGGUUUCCCAUGCAUGGACCCAGAGACUUCAUCGCUCCUUUCUGGACAGAUUUGGACAACAGAGGAAAUGGUCACGUCUACUACAACCAAUACACCACCGGCAGUGUCCUCCAGCAAGCUACACAGGACAUCAACACCCAUUUCCCAGGACUAAACUUCAAUGCCAAUUGGGUCUUUGUUGCAACGUGGUAUGAGGUGGCCUACUAUCCAAAUUCGGGAACACGCACAACUGUCCAAGCGGUGUUGAUCUCUGGAGGCCAGUACACAUUUGUGCUGAUGAACUAUGGGAUAAUAGCCUCAACUACUCGAACUGUGCAGGCUGGCUAUGAUACAAUUAACUCUACUCACCAUUACACCAUCCCUGGAUCAUUCUCUAGCACUGCAACAGGCCCUAACUCAAAUUUCCGCCUUGGCAGUAAUGUCAAUGUACCUGGUCGCUGGGCCUUCCGGACAGACCACGGAUCAAGAGGCUGCACUUUUAAUGGUGAACCUGUGCAGCUGGGAGACUCAUUCUGGAGUGACAAUACCUGCACACAGAAGUGCACCUGCAUGUCAUCGGGCCUGCAGUGUGUCAGACAACCCUGCUCCUUUUCCCAAAUAUGCCAACCAAGUGCCUUUCAGUUCUCCUGCCAGACAGUGAGGCGAGGCACCUGCACCAUAAGUGGUGAUCCACAUUACUAUACCUUUGAUAACACAGUGUUCCACUUUCAAGGUACUUGCACUUAUGUCCUCUCCGAGCAAUGUGAUGGGGGGCUGUCCUAUUAUAGAGUAGAGGGCAAGAACGAGCACCGGGGCAGCACUCAUGUUUCCUGGACAAGACUGGUCAAAGUGUUUGUUUACAAUGAAACUAUUGAGCUCGUCAAAGGACAUCGUGGUAAAGCCAAGGUUAACGGAAUCUUUGCAGCCACUCCGUUUGACCUCAACAAUGGUACAGUGCAGGUUUAUGAGUCAGGUUCUUCUGUGGUCAUCAGCACUGACUUUGGCUUGGAGGUUUCUUAUGACACAAAUCAUUAUGUCAAGAUCAGUUUGCCCUACACUUACCAGAAUGCAACGUGUGGCCUGUGCGGAAACUUCAACAAUAACCCCAGGGAUGACUUUAUAACUCGCCAAGGCGAGCUUGUGAGCUCUGAUGUGGUUUUUGCCAACAGUUGGCAAGCAUCAGGGGACGAUGAGCCUGGAUGUGAGCCACAGUGUGAAGGUCUGGCCUGUGCUGGCUGCACUGAAGAACAGACAGCUUUAUACAGCAACACUGAACACUGUGGUAUCCUCCAGAACAGUUCUGGACCUUUUGCUGCUUGCCAUCAAAAACUUCCCCCACAGACCUUUGUGGAGAGCUGUGUGUAUGAUCUGUGUGUAGGAGGAGGAUACCAGCCCAUUCUGUGUCAAGCCCUAAAUGUUUAUGCAAGUCAGUGUCAGCAGAAUGGUAUCCAGCUGCCAAGCUGGAGGAGACCAGGCUUCUGUGAAAUCCCCUGCCCAGCCAACAGCCAUUUUGAGUCCCAAGGCACAGGAUGUCCAGCUACCUGUGUCAAUCCCAAUUCCACCCACAACUGCCCUCUCCCUGCCCAGGAGAGUUGCAUCUGCAAUUCAGGCUACAUCCUCAGUGCUGGGGUCUGCGUCCCUCAUUCUGAGUGUGGCUGCAGCUUUGAGGGUCGCUACUACCGCUCUGGAGAAACUGUAAUACUGGAUGAGGACUGUGGGAGACGUUGUAGCUGCAGUUAUGGCACCAUGACCUGUCGCUCACAUGGUUGUAGUCCAUUUGAAUCAUGCAGGGUGGAGGAUGGAGAAAGAGGGUGCAGACCUAACAGCUACGAAACAUGCUGGAUAAGGGGCCCAGGAUCAUAUCAAACAUUUGAUGGAGUGACAUACCAGUAUCCUGGAGCAUGUCGAUUGACUCUUGCCAGAGUGAUGGGAUUGUCUCAACACCCCCACUUUGUGUUGACAGCAGAAAAAGUGCCCAGAGGCCAGCAGGGUUUUACCAGGCUACUGAAGUUUGAGGCAGAAGGAACGCAAGUCUCCAUUGAGAUGACAAGUAGCAGCAGAGUUCGCGUUGAUGGUCAGCUGAUCCGACUACCAUUCAGCUUAGCAUCCAACCGAAUCCAAAUCUAUCACAGCAGCAUUCACAGCAUCAUCCUUCGCACCUCCUUUGGUGUGACUGUGCAGACAGUCUGGCCUCACUUUGUGCGUGUCACUGCACCUGGUAUCUACAAUGGUUCACUGGGUGGACUCUGUGGUAACUACAAUGGUCACUCACAUGAUGACUUCCGCACACCCAAUGGCGUUCUGGUCAACAGCUCUCAGGUCUUUGGGGACAGCUGGCGAGAUGGCUCCCUUGCUGCUCACUGCGUGGAAAGUGUAAAUAACAAUUCCACAACAAAUUACAACUCUAGUGAGUACUGUGGAAUUAUUAGCUCACCACAUGGGCCAUUUACCCAGUGCUGGCCCAUGGUAGACCCACAGGAGCAGGUGGAUGCAUGUGUGGAGAUCAUCAGAGUCUCUAGAGAUCCAAGAUCAACGCUAUGUGAGGUCCUACGAGAUUAUGCACUAAUGUGUCAACAGAAAGGCGUAGCCCUGGGACACUGGAGGAAUGCAACUGGCUGUGAGCAAACCUGCCCUCAAAACAGUCAUUAUGAACUCUGUGGAACCACUUGUCCUUCCACCUGUCCCAGCCUCUCUUUCCCUUUCACCUGUGACACCAUGUGCCAGGAGGGUUGCCAAUGUGAUGAUGGUUUAACCCUCAAUGGCAACCAGUGUGUGCCACCAACAUCCUGUGGAUGCCAUCAUCAAGGACAGUAUCACCAAAGUGGUGAGCAGUUCUGGGAUGGCGAGGAAUGUCAGAGCUUGUGUACUUGUAAUGGUACAACUGGGACAGUCCACUGUACACCCAACUCCUGUGGUCCCCAGGAGUCCUGCCGUGUGGUGGGGGGAGAGUUGGGCUGCCAUCCCAACCCUCAUGGCACCUGCUCUUCCUCUGGAGACCCCCACUACAUCACAUUUGAUCGCAAGGCCUAUGACUUCCAGGGAACCUGCCGCUAUGUUCUAGCAACCGUUUGUAAUGCUACUGAUGGAUUCCACCAAUUUUCAGUGGAAGCCAAGAAUGAGCCAUGGAAUGGGUUGUCACUUUCACUUGCAGCUGAAGUUUUUGUGAAUGUGUGGGGUUACCAAGUGCACCUUUCACGGGAAAGACGUGGUGUGGUUCAAGUCAAUGGAGUAACCAGGAAUUUGCCUAUUCUCUUGGACGGAGGUCAUGUGUCUAUCUAUGCAAGUGGAUCUCGUGUAUUUGUCAGCACUGAUUUUGGCUUGAGUGUCACCUUUGAUGGAUAUAGUACAGUGUUUAUCUCUGUACCUGGAAAUUACAGUGGAAAAACAUGUGGACUUUGUGGAAACUUCAAUGGAAAUCCAAAUGACGAGUUCCGAACCCCAGCAGGAACGAUAGUCACCUCUCCAGAUGCGUUUGGGACAGCUUGGAAGGUUCCAGGCAACUACACCUGCAGUGAUGGGUGUGGUUCCUCCUGUCCACAGUGUACCAAUGAGCAACCUGCUAGAGCUCAGUGUGAAGUGAUUCAAGCAGCCGACGGCCCCCUCAGCUUCUGCCAUGAGGAGGUGGACCCAACGCCAUAUUUCAAUGACUGUGUGUUUGAUGUUUGUGUGUCAGGAAACCAAGGCCAAGAUCUUCUUUGCAGGGCCAUUGAAGCGUAUGUCAGUGCCUGUCAGUCAGCUAAUGUCCGAAUCUACCCUUGGAGACAGAACACCACCUGCAGACUGGACUGUCCAGCCAACAGCCAUUAUGAGCUGUGUGGUACCGACUGUGGCCACACCUGUGCCAGCAGCAUUGAUGCCACCUGUGAGCAGGUUUGCUCCGAAGGAUGUUUCUGUGAUGAGGGCUUUCACAGGAGUGGGACGAGGUGUGUUCCUGUGGAAAGCUGUGGUUGCCUAUAUGAUGGCUUCUACUAUGAUGCUGGAGAGUCCUUUUGGACAGAGGGUUGCUCCCAGAAAUGUGAAUGCCAUGCUCCCAAUGACCUGCGCUGCUCUGCUGCAUCUUGCACUCCAGCACAAGAGUGCACCAUCAGAAAUGGCCAGCUGGGCUGUUUCGAUGCAAUGUCUACUUGCACUGUGUGGGGGGAUCCACACUACAUCACCUUUGAUGGGGCAGUGGCUCAUUUCCAGGGCACAUGCACUUACAUCAUCACUGAGAGUGUGAGCCACGGCACCAACGAAAGCCGGUUUCAGGUAGUAGCCACCAAUAAUCACCGUGGCAACAACCGUGUGUCAUUUGUAUCAGCAGUGGAUGUAUACCUCUCAAAUCAACUAGAGAGUGAAUACAUCAGGAUUGGACCAAACAGAAGAGUAAAGGUAAAUGGAAGUGAGAUAUCUCUUCCUGCCACUGUGGGAACCUUGGGUCAGGUGGUAAGGCAGGGAAGCUACAUAGUGGUCGAUACCACUGACCUGGUCAUCCAGUAUGAUGGCAGGAGUUCCUUACUGGUCAGAAUGGCCCAACACCGUCAAAACAGAGUCACUGGGAUGUGUGGAAACUUCAAUAAUAAUCCUGCAGAUGACAAAGUCUUGCCCAAUGGCACCCUGGCACAGAAUGACAAUGAGUUUGGACACAGCUGGAAGGCACCCACCAGCCAACCAGGAUGUGGGUCUACUGAUGUAGGGGGUGGUGACGGACUGGAUGACUGUACCUUCAUGGAAGAAUACUCUCAGCUCUGUAGCAUCAUCACCAACACCACCGGCCCAUUCAGAGCUUGUCACUUGCACUCCGACCCCCAGCCAUUUUUCAGUUCCUGUGUCUAUGAUCUCUGCCUCUACACUCCAGCCAAUGGCAUGCUGUGUUCUGCCAUCUCAGCCUAUGAGAAAACCUGCUCAGUUUUGGGGUUGGACAUCCCAGAGUGGCGCCCGGCUUUGCGAUGUGCUGAGUCAGACCCAUGUGAUCUGUUGGACUGCUCAGAGCGUGAGUGGUGUGGUGAGAAAGAUGAUGUUUAUGGAUGCUUCUGUGAUGAACAUCACCAUCGGCCCAACAAUGAGAGCUACGACUCAUCCAUCACUUGUGUCAGUAGUUCAGGCACAAUAUCCCUGUCACGUUGCCAGCUCUUUGAAGCUGGCUUCCAUCCAGGUGCUCUACACCUGCAGGAUACCUCCUGCAACGGUACUCUUCAGGAUGGACGACUGGUGUUCUCUUUUAACAAUGACGACCAGCUUUGUGGGACAGUUCUCAGGAGCAACGGGACCCAUUUCAUGUAUGAGAAUACCAUCGAGGGCGAUGUGGACCCUCAUGAGAGCAUCAUUAGCCGUGAGAAGAGUAUUCACCUGCACUUCUCCUGUGAAUAUCCUCUGGCCCAGGCCCUGUCUAUGGAUGUGGGCAUCAACCCUUUAGAGAGCAUUGUGAACAAGAGGCUUCCAUCUGGUCAAGGUCACUAUCAUUUGAGGAUGAUCCCCUAUGAAGAUGCUGGCUUCCGCUACCCCCUGACCAGAAACAGAAACCUAGAGAUGGAGAUAGAUCAGAGGCUGUACAUCGAGGUGCAGACAGAGGGAGUUGAUGAACGGCAGAUCUCCACCAUUCUGGACUCUUGCUGGGCAACACCUUUCAAUGAUGCCAGCUACCCUGUCCGCUGGGAUCUCAUCACCUCAGAGUGUCCUAAUCCAACAGAUGGUACAGUGGAGCUGGUUCAGAAUGGCGUCUCCACUGUGGCCAGAUUCUCCUUCAGGAUGUUCACCUUUACCAACUUUUCAUCCAUCUACCUGCACUGCCAGGUCCACCUGUGUCUUUUGAGCCACAACAACUGCACAGCUCAUUGCUAUCCUGGUUAUCACACAAGAAUGGUGAGGGAUAUUUCUCACCAUGACAGUGCAGCCAUCUCACUGGGACCACUAGUCCUGAAAUCAGAUGAAAGCAUGAAGCAGAGCAGCGCCCCAGGCCAGUUGACCUCUGUGGUGACCCUGCUAGUCAGUUUGCUGACUGCCAAAAUUCUGACCUAGAGAAAUCAAUAAUACAUUGAUGUAUAUGUAUUACACCACAAUAUAUUAAUCAGUCAGCAGUACCUGUAUCACUGUGCAUUGAUUUAAGAACUGCUGGUUAUUUUUCUCCAAUGUGUCCUACUUCAAAAAUGAUAAUAAGGUACCUUUUUUGGUACACACCUGAAAAAGUUGCAGAUGUUACAGAAUAUUUAGAAAUACAUCCCAUCACAUCUCUCCUGAAUUGUGUUCUUUUCUAAGAAGUCUCAUUUAAAUUGUGGUGUUUUUUCUUUCCAACAUUAGAGGGCAGCACAAGAUCAAAUACACACUACCCACACUGAUCAUCUGCUGCUCACCUUUUUGUAUUCAGUAUAAUGUUUAUCAGUUGUAUCAUCAGGGCCAUUGCAAUUACUUUUACUAUCUUUAAAUCAAUAUUUCAGCAAUGAAAAUCAUUGAUACUGAAGAUGAAAAUUAUAAAUGAAGUAAUUUGUGUGUGAAAUAUGAAUAUGAAAUAUGAAUGUAUAUAUUUUGGAACAAAAAAUAUAGUCUGGGCUGUAGAUUACUCAAGGACUCAAAGGCUGUUUGAUAUUUUUGUCUUCAUAACUUUUUAAAAAACACUUUUAAAAAAUAAUAAAAAUGGCAUUCUCUUAAAA
This is a messenger RNA of Lates calcarifer (barramundi perch), 7056 nucleotides long. Its product is annotated as alpha-tectorin-like. The record is from RefSeq and is a predicted model, not a curated record. Lineage: Eukaryota; Metazoa; Chordata; Actinopteri; Centropomidae. Gene Ontology annotation, molecular function: protein binding. Gene Ontology annotation, biological process: cell-matrix adhesion.